AUGGAACACUCCCACUAACACAGUUACACUCACGCACAAGCACCCUCUCUGACAGAUAAGGCGCAUUCUUGCUGAACUGAAGCUGUGAAUCCACUGAAAGUGUUUACAUACUAAUAACAGAGGAAGCAGUCGGACAAUCACUCAGUCAGUUUCAUGACAACCAUGGCCAGUGUGGAGUCUGCAGACAGUAAUUCCACUACCUUCCUGGACUCUGAAUUUCGUUAUGUGCUCUUCCCGGUUUUCUACACCAUCUUCUUCAUCCUGGGCUUCUUCGCUAACCUCUACGUGCUGUUUGUCCUGCGCUGCCUCCGUCAGGCCAAGGCCAUGGGAGAAAUCCGCAUCUACAUGACCAACUUGACCAUCGCUGAUCUUCUGUUCGUCUGCGCUCUUCCCUUUUGGAUUAGCUAUUAUAUCCAUAAGGGAGACUGGAAGUAUGGAGACUUCAUGUGCCGGCUGACGGGCACCUUCUUUUUCAUCAACGGCUACGGCACCAUCCUCUUCCUCGCAGCCAUCAGCAUCAACAGAUACUGGGCGGUCACUCGGCCUCUGGACGCAGCCUCGUCAGACCACAGGGUUCGUGGAAUCAUAGUUUGUAUUUGCAUCUGGGCGUUUACUCUAGCCAUGUCUGUGCCUUCUCUGGUGAGUCCAGGGGUCAAUGAACACUUUAAAAACAACAACGUCAUACGUCGCUGUUUUGAGGGCUACCAGAAUAGAACUACUGAUGAGAAGCAGAAAGUGGCUGUCACUCAUUUUUUAAUAAUUGGAUUGUUUUUUGUUGUCUUUUUACUUGUUGUGAUAUGCAAUUUUCUUAUUGCUCGAGUCUUAGUUUCUCAAAAUCCUACCCUGUCAGAAAUUCGGUCUUCAGCAGCUUUGUCCAAAAAGUCCACUGUAUCCUCCACAUUAAAAAGGCCCAGAGGGGUGAAACGGAGGGCUCUGCAGAUGUUGUGGGCAGUGGUGGGAGUGUUUGUUCUCUGUUUCCUGCCCCACCAUGUAGUUCAAGGCCCCUGGACUCUGGCAGUGUUGGAGAUCGAAGAUGGCUUCGGCCACGUGAACUACAGUGGGGCCACCUGUCAGGUGCUGAAUGAUGCUCAUCAGAUCACCCUGGUUCUUAUGGGCCUCAACUGCGUUUUGGAUCCUGUAGUUUAUUAUUUUGCCACAGGGAAGUUUAGAAGGUUCAUCACAGCCCACAUUAAAAAGUUAAUAAAGGGAGAAGGAUGCUCUCAAACAAUCACCACACAAAUUUCCAUGGACAGCGGACAUCGUCUGAGUCAGAGACAGCAGAGCGAGCACCAACCGUCCAGAGAGGAGGGAUUAAAAUAACUUUAAUAUAAGUAUAAAAUCUGUAUUUCUUACUCGUGUGUUACAUUCUCAUGCUGAUGGUAAAGAUUACAAACAAUAAGGCAUUGAGGUACACACCUCUGGGACUAUAAACAGUUUAAUUUCAUGUCAUGCACGUCGCCAUCUGAAUUGCGGCAGAAAUUGCUACACUUCCUGUGUGAAGAAGAAACUGAAAAGCAGAAGUUUUGCAGUUUGUACUUUGUUUCUUUAACAUUCUACAGAGGGAUAGUUUCACCUGAUGAUGACAUCAGGAACAUCACGUGAAUCUGACUUUUCAUUUAUGGCUUAUGGUAGAAAUCUGAUGAUUCACUGAAACAAACAGAACUACUGCCUGUAACUAUGGACCUAUUUACUGUAUGUGUGUGGAACUGUAUUUUGUAUUUACUCUGAGCUUUUGAUUUUUUUUUUCUAUUAAG
Messenger RNA from Archocentrus centrarchus (flier cichlid), 1754 nucleotides. Its product is annotated as platelet-activating factor receptor-like. Bases 154 to 1320 code for a protein of 388 amino acids. Gene Ontology annotation, biological process: G protein-coupled receptor signaling pathway; chemotaxis. The record is from RefSeq and is a predicted model, not a curated record. The transcript is spliced from 2 exons. Gene Ontology annotation, molecular function: G protein-coupled purinergic nucleotide receptor activity; platelet activating factor receptor activity. Gene Ontology annotation, cellular component: membrane. NCBI's taxonomy places the organism in Eukaryota, Metazoa, Chordata, Actinopteri, Cichliformes, Cichlidae.